UCUCUUUCAUCGUCUAGACUUUAAAGGGGGGAAAAAAGAGAGUAAAAGGAGCUAAAGAGAGAAGCUGAAAGCCUUUACCAAAGAAGAGAAGGAAGGAUUGUAUUUGGGCCAGAGAAGAUGACAGAAAGCUCUUCAAGAAACAAAUGGGUCUUACUUUUGACGCUUACCUUUGCUCAUUUCUCGUCAAUUUCACUGGCUCAAGAUGGUCUGGUGGCAAAUGGUGAUUUCGAGACACGUCCAUUGAACGGCUUCCCGAGUGAGGCAGUAACGGAUGGGCCCGUCGAGAUCCCUAGCUGGAGAUCAAUCGGCACGGUGGAGCUGGUGGCGUCUGGGGAAAGUGUGGGUGGAGGGAUGGUGCUCAUUGUUCCCCGAGGCACACAUGCCGUUAGAUUAGGGAACGACGCGGAGAUCAGCCAGGAACUGACGGUGGAGAAAGGAUCAUCCUAUGCUGUUACUUUCAGUGCGGCACGCACUUGCGCGCAGAUGGAGUCAUUGAACGUGUCGGUGCCUCCAGCAUCGCAGACGGUCGAUCUCCAAACACUGUACAACGUCCAAGGCUGGGACCCUUACUCGAUUUCUUUUGCGGCGGCGGAGGAAAAAGUGCGGUUGAAUUUUAAAAACCCGGGGAUGGAAGAUGACCCGGAAUGUGGACCUAUCAUUGAUGAUAUUGCCAUCAAGAAACUACAAGUUCCCGAUAAACCAAAAGACAAUGCAGUAGAUAACGGUGGCUUUGAGUUCGGCCCUUGGAUGUUCCAAAAUGUAUCUCUUGGAGUCCUACUCCCAACCAACCUCGACGAAGAAACGUCCCCAGUACCAGGAUGGAUGGUCGAAUCUACCAGGGCGGUUCGAUACAUCGACUCCAACCAUUAUGCCGUACCGGAGGGCAAACGUGCCGUGGAGUUGGUCUCGGGCAAGGAAGGCAUCAUUUCUCAAAUGGUGAAAACGAAACCAGAAAAGCAAUACAGCUUGAGCUUUUCUUUGGGCCAUGCUAGGGACAAGUGCAAGGAACCACUCGCUGUUAUGACCUUUGCAGGAGAUCAGGCACGGAGUUUUCAUUACACGCCCGAAUCAAACUCCACCUUCCAGGUCGCUAUUGUUAACUUCACUGCCAGGGCUGAGAGUACACGAAUCGCGUUCUACAGUGUUUAUUACAAUACAAGAACCGAUGACAUGAGCUCCCUGUGUGGUCCGGUUGUGGAUGAUGUUCGAGUCUGGUUUUCAGGGUGCAGUAGAAACCAAGUGGUUCGAGUAUGGCUUGGGAUUGGAUUUAUCUUUUGGGCUUACUUUCUGGUUUUGGGUUAGAAUUGGGUAAAGUUACGUGUUCUUUUCAUAUAUAUUUGCUUGCAAGGGAUGAAAUAUGUAAUAUGUCGUGUUUUCUAUUGUAUUGUCGUGGCUUCUUUA
This is a messenger RNA of Hibiscus syriacus, 1401 nucleotides long. RefSeq lists its product as uncharacterized. The coding region runs from base 118 to 1302 and encodes 394 amino acids. The transcript is spliced from 3 exons. Gene Ontology annotation, cellular component: plasma membrane. The record is from RefSeq and is a predicted model, not a curated record. NCBI's taxonomy places the organism in Eukaryota, Viridiplantae, Streptophyta, Magnoliopsida, Malvales, Malvaceae.